Molecule: messenger RNA, 1598 nt
Organism: Mesoplodon densirostris (Blainville's beaked whale)
Lineage: Eukaryota; Metazoa; Chordata; Mammalia; Artiodactyla; Ziphiidae
Gene: UTP3
Product: UTP3 small subunit processome component
Exons: 1
Coding region: 162-1580 (472 amino acids)
Biological process (GO): maturation of SSU-rRNA from tricistronic rRNA transcript (SSU-rRNA, 5.8S rRNA, LSU-rRNA)
Cellular component (GO): nucleolus; small-subunit processome
Source: RefSeq, a predicted model, not a curated record
GGAGGUGGAAACUCCUGCAUCCUACUGGAGUGCCCGCGGACGUGCGUGGUGAGAGGGCGCGUGGCUGUAAUAGAGGUUUGUUGCUGGAGCGCGUGGCUCGUGCGCGGAAGUCAGAGGUGACCGAAAGCCAGACGUCGCUGUAGAAGCUGAGACCGCGAGCUAUGGUGGGGAAAUCCCGGCGGCGCGGAGCGGCCAAGUGGGCAGCUGUGCGAGCUAAGGCAGGUCGUGACCCAGCAGACGAAAAUGAUGACAAUUUGGAAUCUCCACCCUCACCAGGGGACUCCAGCUACUACCAAGAUAAGGUAGAUGAUUUCCAUGAGGCCCGAUCUCAGGCUGCCUUGGCUAAGGGAUGGAGCGAAGUGGAGAGUGGGGCCGAGGAAGAGGAUGGCGAUGAGGAGGAGGUGCUUGCCCUAGAUAUCGCCGAUGAGGACGAUGAAGAUGAAGAGAGUGCGGGGAAUGAGGAGGAUGACGAUGAUGAUGGUGGGAGCUCCAUGCAGAGUGAGGCUGAGGCCUCGGUGGAUCCCAGUUUGUCGUGGGGUCAGAGGAAAAAACUUUACUACGACACGGACUAUGGUUCCAAGUCCCGAGGCCGGCAGAGUCAACAAGAAGUAGAGGAAGAGGAAAGAGAGGAGGAGGAGGAGGCACAGCUUAUUCAGCGGCGUUUAGCCCAAGCUCUGCAAGAGGACGAUUUUGGAGUUACCUGGGUGGAGGCUUUUGCAAAACCAGUACCUCAGGUAAAUGAGGUUGAGACACGGGUCGUGAAGGAUUUGGCGAAAGUUUCAGUGAAAGAGAAGCUGAAGAUGCUGCGAAAGGAAUCGCCAGAGCUCUUGGAGCUGAUAGAUGACCUGAAAGUUAAGUUGACAGAGGUGAAGGAUGAGCUGGAGCCAUUGCUACAGUUGGUGGAGCAAAAGAUCAUUCCACCUGGAAAAGGAAGCCAAUACCUGAGGACCAAAUACAACCUCUAUUUGAACUACUGCUCCAACAUCAGUUUUUAUCUGAUCCUGAAAGCUAGGAGAGUCCCUGCACAUGGACAUCCUGUCAUAGAAAGGCUUGUUACCUACCGAAAUUUGAUCAACAAGCUGUCAGUUAUGGAUCAGAAGCUAUCCUCUGAGAUUCGUCAUCUACUCACACUUAAAGAUGGUGCUGGAAAGGCAAAACUGAAUCUAAAAGCAAAAUCCACAAAGGCCAAGCCAAAAUCUGUUUCUGCUGUUGCUGCCUCCGCUGUUACAGACCUUUCUGAUGAUUCUGAUUUUGAUGAAGCUGCGCUGAAAUACUAUAAAGAAAUAGAAGACAGACAAAAAUUGAAGAGAAAGAAAGAAGAAGAUAGUACUGAGGAGCGGGCUCUUGAAGUUCAAAAUGCAAAGAGAGCCAUUACUUAUCAGAUUGCUAAAAAUAGGGGACUUACACCUAGGAGAAAGAAGAUUGAUCGGAAUCCCAGAGUGAAACACCGGGAGAAGUUCAGAAGAGCCAAAAUUCGCAGAAGAGGCCAGGUUCGUGAAGUUCGUAGAGAAGAGCAACGUUAUAGUGGUGAACUAUCUGGCAUUCGUGCAGGAGUUAAAAAGAGCAUUAAGCUUAAAUAAAGUUUUUGCUUAGCUUAA